GGCAGGGGGCGGCAUGUGAGCGCCAGAGGGCAGGGAUUUCACGGAAAUGAAAGUGGAAGCAAACAGCCUGCGAGCAGAACCUCCUGAGGUGUUCGGGUCCUGUUGGGGCUGGGAGAGACCAAAGCCCUUCGUGGGGGCGGGUACAAACAAGAGUUAAGUUGUGGUGGAUUCUGCCAGUGUGCCCAGCUCUGAGGCCUCAGCUCUUGCCAAACAGACCCAAGACCCAUGUCAGCCCCGCUGAAUGCCGCCCUCCACGCCCUUCAGGAGGAGCAGGCCAGACUCAAGAUGAGGCUGCAGGAGCUGCAGGAGCUGCAGCAGCUGAGAAAGGAGCUCGGGGACUCCCCCAAAGACAAGGUCCCAUUUUCAGUGCCGGAGAUCCCCCUGGUGUUCCGAGGACACACCCAGCAGGACAGGGAAGUGCCUAAGUCUUUAGUUUCCAAUUUGCGGAUCCACUGCCCUCUGCUUGAGGGCUCUGCUCUGAUCACCUUUGAUGACCCCAAAGUGGCUGAGCAGGUGCUGCAACAAAAGGAGCACACGAUCAACAUGGAGGAGUGCCGGCUGCGGAUGCAGGCCCAGCCCUUGGAGCUGCCCAUGGUCACCACCAUCCAGGUGUCCAGCCAGUUGAGUGGCCAGAGGGUGUUGGUCAGUGGAUUUCCUGCCAGUCUCAGGCUGAGUGAGGAGGAGCUGCUGGACAAGCUUGAGAUCUUCUUUGGCAAGGCUAGGAACGGAGGUGGCGAUGUGGAGGUUCGGGAGCUGCUGCAAGGGAGUGUCAUGCUGGGGUUUGCUACGGAUGGAGUGGCCCAGCGCCUGUGCCGGAUUGGCCAGUUCAGAGUGCCACUGGGUGGACAGCAGGUCCCUCUGAGAGUCUCUCCCUAUGUGAAUGGGGAGAUCCAGAAUGUUGAGAUCAGGUUGCAGCCAGUUCCCCGCUCAGUGCUGGUGCUCAACAUUCCCGAUAUCUUGGACGGCCCAGAGCUGCACGACGUCCUGGAGGUCCACUUCCAGAAGCCCACCCGUGGGGGUGGGGAGAUAGAGGCCCUGACAGUCGUAUCCCAAGGACAGCAGGGCCUAGCAGUCUUCACCUCUGAGUCAGGGUAAGGGCCUCCCCUUCUCAUCCUCCCCACCCCACGGCCAAGGCUCUCACACGGGGCUGGGCUUGGGUGCCCAUGUAGGUCUUUACGUUCACCAACAGGGAGGGAUCACACAUUGUGAAACACUUUGCCCGGAACAGUAAAAAGAGCCUGCACUCCA
This is a messenger RNA of Piliocolobus tephrosceles (Ugandan red Colobus), 1248 nucleotides long. It is a transcript of the gene IFI35, whose product is annotated as interferon induced protein 35. The coding region runs from base 226 to 1095 and encodes 289 amino acids. Gene Ontology annotation, cellular component: nucleus. NCBI's taxonomy places the organism in Eukaryota, Metazoa, Chordata, Mammalia, Primates, Cercopithecidae. The transcript has 7 exons. The record is from RefSeq and is a predicted model, not a curated record.